Molecule: messenger RNA, 1308 nt
Organism: Hyaloperonospora brassicae
Lineage: Eukaryota; Oomycota; Peronosporomycetes; Peronosporales; Peronosporaceae
Source: the annotation of a GenBank genome assembly
AUGCAGGGCGAUCUGCUUCCAGGCUGUGAACCGGCUGGUAUCAUUCCCCAUACUGUGCGCUGCAUUUUUGACGCUCUGGGGGCCAGUGGGGAAGAGUUUAGUGUCCGAGUAUCGUUUCUGCAGCUCUACAAUGAAGAACUGAAAGAUUUAUUAGACCCUGACGCAGACAAGAAGCUGCGGCUGAUGGAAGAUGCUAAGAAAGGAGGAUUCCAUUGCGUGAAUUUGCUGGAACUCACGGCAACGACAGCGAAACAUGCGUGUGAACUAGUCAAUUCUGGCGUCAAGAACCGAGUUACGUCCGAGACUUUGAUGAACGAAAAUUCGAGUCGAUCGCAUAGCGUAUUCACGAUUCGGAUCCAUAGCAAAGAGCACAACGCGGCUGGUGAAGAAUUGCUAUUGCGGGUCAGGCAGCUCAAUCGGAUGGAUCUUGCUGGAUCCGAGUGUGUAGGUCGAUCGGGAGCACGCAAUGCCAGAGCGCGCGAGGCAGGGACGAUCAAUCAGAGUCUGCUCACGUUAGAUAGCCUUGACGAGACGCUUAGCACGCUGGAGUGUGCGUUCCGUGCAAAGUAUAUCGAGAACAAGCCUGAACUGAAUCAAAAGAUGACCAAAUCGGGGUUGUUGAAUGAUUUUGAAAGCGAGAUUGAGACACUUCUGGAAGGUGCCGAAAAGAAUGCGAGUGAAGUGGCAGCUCUGGUGUAUGCAAAACAGGAGGUGGGUGAGAAACUGGCGGCAACACAAGUCCAGCUAAGUGAAACAAAGCAAACGCUGGCGAAAGUAUCAAACGAGCUGCAGCGAGUACAAGUUGUGCUCAAAGCCUUCCAAGAUAAUGAGCACAUGCUACUUGCAAACGGACUCACCGCUGCUAAGCUGUACGAUGCUCGGCAAAAGCAGACUGUCCAGCUUUUGACAAAGAUCGAGAGUACACAGCGUAACGACGAGACCAACACGGAACUGGCAACGUCGUAUCGUAGUGCCUCGCAGUUCCAGAUCAACAGCUUCUUGAAACGACUAGCGACACACAAGGAGAGUCAGGAAAAAAUGUUUACUGACGUCUUAAGCGCUUUGCGCGAGCUACAGACGACUCAAUCAUCGGACUUGCAUAGACUUGUCACAAAUUUGAGGGCUGUGGAAGGCGUCGUAGAAGCGAACAGGUUGCAGGCAACUCAAUCACUCGCUGAAGAUGACGCUCAAAAGUCAGCACAACGUGAGGAAGUGGCGAAUUCGAUGAAGGAGCAGCAACAAACGAUGCAGGAGCAGCUCAAGAAGCUUGUUGAGAUGUACAAGUACCACGCGGCAGGUAUCAUAUGA